Messenger RNA from Setaria italica (foxtail millet), 867 nucleotides. RefSeq names its product probable peroxygenase 5. The record is from RefSeq and is a predicted model, not a curated record. Lineage: Eukaryota; Viridiplantae; Streptophyta; Magnoliopsida; Poales; Poaceae. Gene Ontology annotation, molecular function: calcium ion binding; monooxygenase activity. The transcript is spliced from 6 exons. Bases 93 to 746 code for a protein of 217 amino acids.
ACACCUCCGGGAAGGACGCAGCAGCGUCAGGAGACGGGAAGGGACAAACAAACCAGCGGUCAGCGCGCGAGAGACGAGGCCGAGCCGGAGGCAUGGGUUCUCGACGGGCGCUGCCUUCGUCGUGCCCCGGGGCGGCCGCGCCGCUCCUGCUUCUCCUGGCGGCAUCCUUCGGUGGUGGUGGUCACGCGGCGGCCGGCGGCGCUCCGGGCUCGGGCGCCGGCAUGACGGAGCUGCAGAAGCACGUGGCGUUCUUCGACCGCGACCACGACGGCAUCGUCACCUUCGACGAGACGUACCAAGGUCUGAAGGACGUCGGGCUUGGAGCUGUCGCGGCCAAGGCCAGCGCCGCGCUCAUCAACGCCGCCCUCGGCCCCAAGACCAGACCUGAUAAUGCAAACUCGUCCUCGAGCAUGGAUAUCUACAUCCAGAACAUUCAGAAAGGGAAGCACGGGAGCGACACAGGCGCGUAUGACGCUCAAGGAAGGUUUGUUCCUGCGAAGCUGGACGAGAUGUUCACCAAGCACGCCAAGACCGUGCCAAACGCCCUGACACAAGACGAGGUGGAGGAGAUGCUCAAGGCCAACCGACAGAGCAAUGACGUCACGGGAUGGCUUGGGGCCAAGGCGGAGUGGGAGAUGCUGUACAGUCUCGCCAAAGACAAGGACGGGCGCCUGCCCAAGGACACCGUGAGGGUCGUCUACGAUGGGACCCUCUUCUACCAGUUGGCGCAGGGGAAGAAGGGCUAAUUCAGUUGUAAUCUGAUUUCAGCGACAGUUAAGCAUGGUUAAUUUGGUUGAUGUGUAGCAAAAAGCAGUCAGUAAUAAAUACCAUUUCUCGUUUUUAAAUGGUUGCCUCCAGUCGAGUCAA